Messenger RNA from Peniophora sp. CBMAI 1063, 963 nucleotides. Lineage: Eukaryota; Fungi; Basidiomycota; Agaricomycetes; Russulales; Peniophoraceae. The record is from the annotation of a GenBank genome assembly.
AUGUCGCGCGAUACCACCAAGAUCCCCGGUGUCGAAGAGAUGGCCAUCUUCACAUCCAGACACGAUCUACAAAAACAAGCCGACCCAACACCCGCGAUCCAAACCCAAGCAUUCAAAAAUCGCGUAGUGAUCAUCACAGGCGGCUCAGCAGGCAUCGGCGGCGCGUGCGCACUGCUGCACGCGCGCACUGGCGCGCAGCUCGUUCUUAUCGGCCGCGAUGCGGCAAAGCUCGAGGCGAAGAGGGCUGAGAUCGUCGGCGAGGUCCCGAGCGCGCGGGUCGAGCUUGUUCCGGGCGAUAUGGCCGAUGCUGCUGUACCUGAGAGAGCCGUUCAGACUGCACGCGAGGCGUUUGGACGCGUCGAUAUCGUCAUUGCGAAUGCGGGGCGCGUGAACUCGCCUAUCCACCGCAUCGGCGAAGGCAGCGCGCAAGACUGGCGCGACUCUAUAUCCAUGAACGUCUUCGGGACGUACGGCAUCAUCCACGCUGCGCUGCCAGAGCUGGAGAAGACGGGUGGGCAGGUCGUGUUCACGUCUUCCUCGGCCGCUCAUAUGCGGUGGAACGUGAGCUCGGAUUACACGCUCAGCAAGCACGUGCUGAAUAGGAUGAUAGAGCUCUUAUCGUACGAAUACCCGGCUCUCAAGUUCUACGCGGUGCAGCCGGGCGUGAUCGACACCGAGACCUGCCGCAACUUCCAAAACGCGGGGGACAUGCACUUUCCGAUGGUCGACAAAGCCGAGCACGUCGCUGCGCUGUACGUCUGGCUUACCAGCCGCAAGGCCGGGUUUUUGAGCGGGCGGUUCAUCGAUGCGACGUGGGAUCUGGACGAGGUGCUAGCUGCGAAGGAAGACAUCGAGCGGGAUAAUCUUCUCGUUACGAAGCUCGCUGGACCCGCGCCUCGAUCAGGCCAGCCUGAGAGCCGAAAGCAGAGCUUCGUAUCGCGGCUCGUGCACUGGUUUCAGUAA